Conger conger (European conger) is the source of this 2393-nucleotide messenger RNA. Its product is annotated as angiopoietin-1-like. The coding region runs from base 369 to 1922 and encodes 517 amino acids. The transcript is spliced from 9 exons. Gene Ontology annotation, molecular function: receptor tyrosine kinase binding. Gene Ontology annotation, biological process: Tie signaling pathway; angiogenesis. NCBI's taxonomy places the organism in Eukaryota, Metazoa, Chordata, Actinopteri, Anguilliformes, Congridae. The record is from RefSeq and is a predicted model, not a curated record.
CACACAGAAGACACAGAAGGAGCAGAAUGGACUGCGAGCAGACAAACCCCUGCACAGCCUAUGUGUGAAGAGUGCAUACCCUUUUUUUGUGUGGAUAGAUUGGGAGACCUGCUACCAGUCGAGAACAACGCACCGGUAGAGCAUCAGGGCAGCGAUGUUCCACAGGCUCAAAUGUCCCUGGACUCAAGUCUCUAUAUUGUCCAGUGGGACAAAAAGUGAAAUCUCAGCUGAUCGUAUCUGCAAUAGACCUCAGAAUCUGCUGGAGUUUUGAAGAGAGGAAUCUAACUUUUGAAAGAAGGACUCUACCCAGGAAUCACCUCAGUAAGGAUCCUCAGUUUUCUCCUUGGCUCUGUGGCCACAAGUGGGAUAUGUCUCCCUGCCUCUGGCUCUGGCUGACAGCCCUAUUGGUAAGAGCUGGUGUGGCACAGGACCAGCGCCCAGACUCUGAGGGCACUGCUGGCACAAGUAGCACCAGUGGUAGUAGCAGCAGGCGACGCUACAACCGCAUACAGCAUGGAGGUUGCACCUACACCUUCCUGCUGCCAGAGAAUGAAGGCAGUGGAGCCCCCUGUUGGGAUGGAAGGGCAAGGGUAAGAGCAGGUGGCCAGUACAAUGGUAAUGCUCUUCAGAGAGACGCACCACAGCUGGGACAGGACUUCUCUGAGCAGAAGAUCCAGCGUCUGGAACAUAUCAUGGAGAACUACACCCAGUGGCUUCAGAAGAUUGAGAGCUCCAUCAGGGAGAGCAUGCGGACAGAACUGGCUCAGCUGCAGCAGACCGCGGUGCACAACCAGACAGCUGCCAUGCUGGAGAUGGGCACCAGCCUGCUGUCACAGACGGCUGAACAGACCAGAAAACUGACUGACGUGGAGACGCAGGUUUUAAAUCAGACGUCAAGACUCGAAAUCCAGCUGCUGGAGAACUCCCUCUCAACCAACAAGCUGGAGAGACAGCUCCUCCAGCAGACCAAUGAAAUCAGCAAACUCCACGACAAGAACGGGUUUCUGGAGCGAAAGAUGCAGGAGAUGGAAACGUGGCACCAGAAGGAGUUGCAGUCCUUGCGGGAGGAGAAAGGAAGCCUGCAGGAUCUGGUGAGGAGGCAGACAGGAGUGAUCCGCGAGUUGGAGGUCCAGCUGGGCCGAGCCACUGGAAACAAUAGCGCCCUCCAGAGGCAGCAGCAAGCUCUGGUGGACACAGUCAGCAGCAUUCUCCGUCUCUGCUCCCGGGAAGGAGUGGCUCUGAACAUCUCGAAGCAGGCGGAGGAAGAAAGGAAGUUUCGAGAUUGUGCAGAUCUUUUCCAAGCUGGGUACAAUAAAAGUGGAGUGUACACCAUUCAUAUUGGCAUGCAGGACACCAAAAAGGUGUACUGUAACAUGGAGGUGCAAGGAGGGGGGUGGACAGUGAUUCAGCGGAGGCAGGAUGGCAGCGUGGACUUCCACAGGACCUGGAAGGAGUAUAAGAUGGGUUUUGGGAGUCUGUCUGGAGAGCAUUGGCUGGGGAAUGAGCUGGUUUUCCUCCUCACCAGCAGGAGGCAGUAUGCUCUGCGUAUUGAGCUGACUGACUGGGAUGGUCACCUCGCCUUCUCCCAUUAUGACAGGUUUCACAUUGGCAGUGAGAAGAAUAAUUACAGACUGUUCCUGAGGAGCCACAGUGGAACUGCAGGCAGACAGAGCAGUUUAGUGAUCCAGGGAGUGGACUUCAGCACCAGGGACAUGGACAAUGACAACUGUAUUUGCAAGUGUGCCCUAAUGCUGACUGGAGGUUGGUGGUUUGAUGCCUGUGGACCAUCCAACCUCAAUGGCUUGUACUAUAUGCAUGGACAGAGCAUCGGUAAGCUCAAUGGCAUCAAGUGGCACUACUUCAAAGGCCCCAGUUACUCCCUGCGGGCCACCGCCAUGAUGAUUCGACCACUGGACUUCUGAAGGAACCCCUUGCUGUCAGUCCUUUCUUUUGAUGAUACUUUCCACUCAGGCUGGUUUGGUCCUGGGAUGGAGGUCUUCCAGGUUCUUUAAAACCUCUUUGCAUGGAGUGGAAAGGACCAGGUAGUGGAAAGGAGGACUCAUCAAAUCCAUCACUGUACAACCAAAUGUUGACUGGUCUGCUCUUGAGAACGCAGGUCUCUCUUUGGAUUCAUGGACAGCCAUUGGUGGCCAGUCAGCCUAUUCAGAUACAUGACAUUGCUUCUUUGUGUACAUUUUUCUUACGGCAUCUAUAGUUUGCAUAAAUCACCAUCUCCUGUGGGCAUUUUCAAGAGCUUUAGAAAAGCCUUUAUGUAGGACAGUGCCAUGUCAAAAAUAAUGUCAAUGCCAUUUGUUCUUCAAUGUUUUUUAUAUGUAAAAAUGUAUUUUGAUGUUAAAGGCUAGAGUGCAAAGCAAUAAAUGAUUUUUAAUGUA